Protopterus annectens (West African lungfish) is the source of this 990-nucleotide messenger RNA. RefSeq names its product olfactory receptor 52J3-like. The record is from RefSeq and is a predicted model, not a curated record. Gene Ontology annotation, biological process: G protein-coupled receptor signaling pathway. NCBI's taxonomy places the organism in Eukaryota, Metazoa, Chordata, Ceratodontiformes, Protopteridae. The transcript has a single exon. Gene Ontology annotation, molecular function: G protein-coupled receptor activity; olfactory receptor activity. Gene Ontology annotation, cellular component: membrane. Bases 1 to 990 code for a protein of 329 amino acids.
AUGUUUCCAUGGGCAGUUAAUUUAACAACUAAUCACAGCAACAAUCAAGAUUAUGACUUUCUCUUGCUGGGCCUCCCUGGCCUUCAUGACAGUCAAAGGCUGUUUUUUGCCCCUUUCUUCUUGAUGUUUCUUGUAUCAUUACUUGGAAAUGUAACAGUUAUCCUAGUUAUAGCAACUGAACAAAGCCUUUGGGAACCAAUGUAUUACAUUAUUUCCAUUCUGUGUCUUACAGAUCUUAUUGCAGCAUUUACCUUACUGCCCCAACUUUUAGUAAUUUUGUGGUUGGGAGAAUAUUCUGUAUAUUGUAAGUUAUGUUUUGUGCAAGUGUUUUUUAUUUAUUUCACUGGAAUCAUGGAAUCCUCCGUGUUAGUUUUAAUGUCUUAUGAUCGUUACAUUGCAGUGUGCAAUCCUCUGAGAUAUGCUGCCAUAGUAACUAAUACUUUUAUUGUUAAAGGUAGUUUAGUAGUGAUAGUUAGAAGUUUUUGUGUUGCACUUUCAACAACUACAUUUGCUAGUUUGUUGUCAUAUUGCACUGUUAGUGCUGUUCAUAAUGUUUAUUGCGAGCCCACUUCUAUUAUAAGUAUGGCAUGCCCCCAUACAUAUUUUACUGAUAACAUUGGUUACUUUAUAAUAUGCCUAAUAGGAAUACCAGAUAUAACAUUGAUUGGGCUCUCCUAUUACAUGAUUUUAAGGGCAGCAUUAAGACUAAAAUCAGCAGAUGCUAAACAAAAGGCAUUUAGCACAUGCAGUUCUCAUGUUUUUGUAAUGCUGGCCUUUUAUUUGCCAGGAGUCUUAUCAACACUAACAUCUAUAUUUGAAAAUAAGAUUCCUGCUUAUGUCCGUGUCCUCCUUUCUGUCCUGUAUGUUGCUUCACCACCAUUUUUAAACCCACUGAUAUAUGGUAUAAAAACAAAGCAAAUUAGACAAGUCAUACUAAAACAUUUAAGAAAGACAUAUAGACUUUGGUACUGCAUGACUUUAUUUUAUUGA